Messenger RNA from Rhipicephalus sanguineus (brown dog tick), 4020 nucleotides. RefSeq names its product lysophosphatidylcholine acyltransferase 1 (gene LPCAT). Gene Ontology annotation, molecular function: calcium ion binding. Bases 217 to 1833 code for a protein of 538 amino acids. The transcript has 14 exons. The record is from RefSeq and is a predicted model, not a curated record. Lineage: Eukaryota; Metazoa; Arthropoda; Arachnida; Ixodida; Ixodidae.
CAAAUCGAAAAUGGCGGCUGGUGGCGUAGCAGCAGUUGCUGCGCGAAGUUGUGGAUAAGCAGUCGCUGAUCUUCCUCGUAGUAACCUUGUCCUAGAAGAGGCGGCGGCGCUUGCCUCCUGCGCGUACGGAGCUUCAUCGCAUCGCAUCCAGCGGCGGUGCAGCGGAGGCGCUAGAUCACAAGAACUUGGGGCGACGACGCGGAUCCCGCUAGCAUCAUGAACGAAGCUGACAGCCCGGCGGGCAAGCGUCCCAUCUUCGACGCUUCGAAAUUUCCCUUGGGGGAUGCCAAGAUUUUGCCAGACUACACGCAACUGAAAGCACCCGAUGACAUCGACAACAUGACGAGCCAGUUGAUCGAGGGAUCCUACUCGCCGGCGAAAGAUGUCGUGCCGAACCCGUUUCACUACCGUAUCCACCUCACCCGGGCCGACAAGAUCAAGGUGGCCCUGAUGUCGGUGUUCGUGGUUCCGGUGCGCAUCGUGCUCAUCAUUUUCUUCCUGCUGCUCACCUGGAUCGGCUGCUACCUGGGUCAGCUCGGCCUUUCGCACAAGGACCGCACAGAGAAGCCGCUUACCGGAUUCCGCAGGGCCAUCCAAAGCCUGUCCCGAGAGUGCGUACUCAUGUGCGUGCGUUCCGCUGGCUUCGUGGUGCGGACGGUGGGGCGGGCCGCCCCCGCCCACGAGGCUCCCAUCCUGGUGGCCGCGCCACACUCCUCCUUUUUCGACACGGUGGCCGCCAUGCACGGCAACCCGGUGCCUUCGGCCGUCGUGCGCUCCAAGAGCAAGGGCAUGUUCUUCCUCGGCACUAUCUUGAACUACACUCAGCCCGUGUAUGUGAAGCGGAGCGACCCCAACUCUCGCCAGAACACGGUGCGCGAGAUCACCCGCCGUGCUACCUCCAAGGAACCUUGGUCCCAGGUGAUCAUCUUCCCGGAGGGCACUUGCACUAACCGUUCAUGUCUCAUCACUUUCAAGCUGGGUGCCUUUGUUCCUGGAGUUCCGAUCCAGCCUGUUCUCAUUCGAUAUCCGAAUGAACUGAACACCCUCAUAUGGACAUGGGAUGGCCCAUCUGCUUUUGAGACCUUGUGGUUGACCUUGUGCCAGUUACGAACACACAUGGAAAUUGAGUAUCUUCCUGUCUAUGUCCCAAGUGAACGGGAGAAGAAAGACCCCAAGCUUUAUGCUGAAAAUGUUCGCUGCUUGAUGGCCAAGGCCUUGCGGAUCCCACUUUCCUCAUACUCAUAUGAUGAUCUUAAGCAUACUGAUGUGGAGAACACUGGCUGUGUGAAGACUGUUGUGUGCAAUCGCCUGCAGCAGCUCAUCAGUAGGAAUAGCAUCCAGUUCCGAGAUAUUGGGGACGUGAUUCUCAAAGUAAAAGCUGCCAUAAAAAACCGUGACAGCUCUCGAGUGAGCUUUUUGGAGUUUGUUGCCCUCCUAGGAGUUCCCCCAGACCACAUUUCCAAGAACGUGUUCGAGGCUCUUGACAUAGAUCGAACUAAACAAGUGGACUUGCGGGCUCUCCUGGCAGCUUUCUGGUUGGUUCACAGGUCUGAAAGGCAUCAGACUGAAAAAGCUUUUAAGGCAUUUUGUGAUGGCAGCAAUGGAAUAUGUUUGGAGGACUUUGUACAACUUAUCUGGAUUCUUCUUGCACUUCCAAAGUCUGCAGCCAUGUCACUGUUUCAGAAGAUUGACACUGCUGCCCUGGGGCGGAUUCACUUUGAUGACUUCAAAGAAUUCAUUUCCAUGACAAAAUGGGCUGACAUCUUGGCACCACCGUUGGGCAACAAUGACUCUCCAGAUGGGGACAAGCGUGUGCCAAGCAAAGAAGAGUGAUGAGAGAGAGAGUUGCCAUGACUGUAGAUACAGCGUCUUUCUUUUUGCGAUUUUUAUUCUUUUUAACCAAGGACUGCCAGUUCUCUUUUAGUCACAGGUUUUCAAAUGUCAUUUGUUUCACUCAGUGUAAGAUAUUUAUAUUCUCCAUUGUAAGACCAUUUCCUGAAUAGAGCGUGGCCACUAUGGUCCUUGGAGCCUAGUGCUAGCCACUUGGCAAAGUGCUGGACUUCUUUACAUGGGACCAGAUGCCAUGGGUGCUGGUUUUGAAUCUGUCCUCAUUUUGCUUAGUGAAAGUAGUGUAACACAGCACUCCACAUUUAUUUUUUUGCUGUUGGCUUAUGUUCUCAAUACACAGUAGUCUCCACCAUUGACAAAAGUGGCUGUAAGUGGUGCACUUACAACAAAUGUGGCCAAAGCAUGCAGUGAUGCUGGAAGGAAGUACUACUUGUGCAGCUUUUGCUUGCUGUUCAGCCCAGUUGGCCUUGUAGACUAACCUUUGUAAACGUGAGUGGUAGACUUUUCUAGUGUCGGGUGUCUUGCCCUGCAGGACUUUUCACCGAGCUCUUUGCAUUUGGAUGCCAUCUUUUUGGAUUGUUUGAUAAACAAACUGUUUUAUGGUGAGGCUGCGCUUUAGCACUUGCAGAUGCUCUGAGCUUGGCUUCAGUUUGGAAACAGCCAUAUUUUACUACUGUUUAAAUCUUGGAAGCUACCUUUACAGCUUGCACUAUAUACCAAUGGCCUUCUUAAAUAUUUUGGAAUGGAGUGUAGUGUAUAGUGCUGCUUGGUACUGUGUGUACCUAAGAAGGAAUGCAAUGGUAGUAGCGUGGCCUACUUCUUCAGUGACACAGUGGGCUUGUAGCCAUACUGCAAAACUUGGCCCUGAAUUGGUACUUUUAGACAUGCCCCGUGUUAGCUGAUGGCUGCCUUUAAGCCUCUUUGCUUGGUCCCCAUUCAGGGAGCUCGCUCAUGAGUUAGUGACCUUUCUGAAUGAUGCUGGUUCAAUUUGUGAAUGUGAACACCUGAAUCGCUGAACACCUAAAUCACUGGGGCUUGAAAUACUCUGCAACAAAUAAGUGCACCAUGACCAUCAUGAAGUAGGUUUUUGCAUUCAACAUGAUCUUGUUCAUGUUCGUAGGUCUUUAUCUAUUUGAAACAUGCAGUAGAUGAGAAAUGUUGAACUGUGAAAAGUUCAGUUGGGUUCUGAAGUAUGUCUCAAAAUUUUAAAAAUUCUACGUUGCAUGCAGUUGCACAGCCUCUCUGCAAAUCUGAUAAGUCUACCUCUGAACGAAAACCUGCUGGUGUUUGAGCUUGUGCACCUAAGCUCCUGUGCCACUUGGUUCUGGAGAUGUUUGCUACAGAUGUGUAUGAUUGCUAUCAAUGUGUUAUAUGGGAUGAGCUUAAAAAAAUGCUGUCACUGAAGAAUGUUUUGGAUAAUGUGCAGCAGGACCUUAAUGAUUGCACACAGCGAUUUUCAGUUGGAACCAGACCAGGUGACAUCUUUCUCGCGUUGUCAUGUGGAAAGCCUGUAUGCUGCUUAGCUCAAGCUGUUUUGGCUCAAGCUAUGGUGGAUGUAAAUGUUAUUGCUGUUUGUUGUCACAAACCCUGACUGCUUUGCUUAGGAUUGCCAAAGGCUGCACGGAUGAAUGUUCUGACUUUGUCAAGCCCAUUCAGUAGCUUUUAGGCUGAUUCUGGUGUGAUGAACCUUGGCCAAAUCUGGCACAAAAUGUCUGCUUGUAGAUUAUCCUUGUCACAGGCUUGUCCCAGUUGUUUUUAUCAACUGAGAGGGAUCUUUUAUGCCCAUAUUUUUGUACUAGCAUUCAUCAUUAGUGUGCAUGGAAGCAAAUGCCUCAAGAUUUUUGUUUCAGUGGCUUCAGGUAUAUUAGUGGAAUGCAUGUUUUUUUUACUUUGCUGAGUACUCUAAUCUUGUGUGUGACUAUAGUGUGGGUGAUGACAUGCUGCCUCAUCAUUUGUUAGUCUUUAUACAUGUUCUUUGUCUGUGAAAGAUUUGUUUGCAUAAGGCAUUUCAAGUUUGUAAAGUUGCAAUAUGAUUGUUAUUUGUAAAGUAUGACAAGUUGGGAAAAGUUGUAAUACUACUGAUUUAUUAUUUAUGUAUUUACCAGUCUGCAUGUGUCAGUGUAAUGAAUUCAUUUGCCUGAAUGUGGUAUGAAAAGAGAUUAAAGAUAAUUC